AUGACAGGCGGAGGUUCAUUCCUCCCCUUACCCAGCGACCUCGAGAACGCAGGUGGGGACCCAGACAGCCAUGCCGUCCAAUGGGUUGGCACCCCCGGGGUCAAGGGUCCGACAUGGGCGCGCCUCCCGCUCCUUACCGUGGGCAUGCUGGGCACUCAGGUUGUUUGGAGCGUUGAGAUGGGUUAUGCCACUCACUCCACUUCAGCCUCGCCUUUCCUUCUCGAACUCGGACUGUCAAAGUCAUGGAUGUCGCUCGUCUUCAUGGCGGGUCCCCUUUCAGGUCUCAUUGUCCAGCCCCUCAUUGGAGCCUAUGCGGACCGCUGUCGGUCAAAGUUUGGACGUCGUCGCCCGUUCAUGCUGGCCGGUACAGGUGUGGCCGUGUUUGGGAUGAUGCUUCUCGCGUACUCGCGUGAAGUGGCCGGCCUGUUUGGCACCGGCACGUGGGGUGCCAUCGCCUGCGCCGUCUUCUCCAUCUACCUCAUCGACUUUAGCAUCAACGCGGUCAUGAGCACCGAUCGCGCACUCAUCGUCGACACACUUCCGCCGACACAGCAAGAAUCGGCCAACGCGUGGGGCGCCAGAAUGUGCGGUAUCGGUGGUGUGGCAGGGUUCUUUGUCGGCAAUGUAGACCUGACGUCAAUCGUACCCUUCCUGGGCAAGUCCCAGCUCCAGAUCCUAUCCCUCGUCACAUCCACCAUUCUGGCUCUGGCACACACGUCGACCUCGUGGGCAGUGACAGAACGCAUCUUGCUGCGAGACGAUCGCCCGCAGUCGCGUUCUGGUCUCAUGUCGUCUCUGCGCGCAAUCUGGACCAACAUGUUCACCUUGCCGCCCGGAAUCCGCACAGUCUGUUACAUCCAGUUCUUUGCCAACCUCGGCUGGUACCCAAUCUUGUUCUUCACGAGCAUCUGGGUCGCGGACAUUUACAAGCUCCAGAACCCGCAGGGAGAUUUGUCAACAGAGACCUGGGAGGCGGACGCGGUCCGUGCUGGCUCUCGCGCACUGUUUCUCCAGUCGGUUAUUGCACUCAUCGUGAGCGUUUGUGCCCCAUUCCUCGUCAGCGAGUCGGGCGUCCAGGCCAAGGAAUCGCACGCGUACUUGCGUGUUGGAGACGACGAGGACGACGAUGAAUCGCCGCCAAACUCGGCAGUCUGGAAGCGCGAAGAAGAGGAACGUUCAUUGCGGUCGCUACCAAGCCGUGCCGCCAAAGCACUGGCGACAUUCAUCAAGGGCAUCAAGUCUGGCUCAAUGUUGGCACUUCCCAUCCCCGGGCUUACCCUUAUCAAGCUAUGGUGCAUUGCGCAGUGCAUCUUUGUCUGCUGCAUGGUCGCAAGCUGGCUCACGUCUACUGUGGCCGGUGCCUAUGUUGUCAUUGCCAUUACCGGCUUUUCAUGGUCACUCGCACAGUGGGCACCGUUUGCCCUCCUCGGCGAACUAGUCCUCAUCGACACGCCCGACCGCACUGAGAUGCGCACUUUGCAACGAGCGCCUGCCACCGAGGUCGUGUUUGCUACCGACAAUGACUUGUCCCAGGAGGAGUCUCCAUCGCUUCACUCUCGCAACCCGUCACGCACCGCAUCGAGGUCGCAUGUGCGGAACCCUUCACAUGAAGUGGUGAACGCAAACCAGUCCCAUACACUCUCCCGUCUAGUGCUCCCAGGCUCCGACUUGACACCAGUGCCACGCGAGUCGACGUCCAUGGAGAUUGACCUAGACACCACGGUCAUUAUCCGUCACUCGGACGAAAUGUCCGUCUUGUCUGAACCAACCAGUCCACCAGUCGACGACGCCGCACCAAGCACGGCGGACAAGGCGGGCCUCAUUCUAGGCAUCCACAACGUGUUUAUUGUUCUUCCUCAAUUUGUCAUAACGUUCAUUUCCAGCAUCGUUUUCAUGAUCAUGGAACCCGCAAAGGGGACCGAGGCGGCGCCAGCAGCUGCUGCUGAUGGUGCUGCCGCCACCACGGACGGUCCGUCAUCGCCCAACGCUGUGGGGCUCGUGUUCCGGAUCGGCGGCACUGCGGCGGCAGUGGGCGCAUUCCUCUCAUACCGUUUAGCACAGCGAUGGGCCGCGGGGCGACUGUAG
Molecule: messenger RNA, 2085 nt
Organism: Apiotrichum porosum
Lineage: Eukaryota; Fungi; Basidiomycota; Tremellomycetes; Trichosporonales; Trichosporonaceae
Exons: 4
Coding region: 1-2085 (694 amino acids)
Cellular component (GO): membrane
Molecular function (GO): sucrose:proton symporter activity
Source: RefSeq, a predicted model, not a curated record